This is a messenger RNA of Lolium rigidum, 882 nucleotides long. Its product is annotated as homeobox protein knotted-1-like 1. The record is from RefSeq and is a predicted model, not a curated record. Gene Ontology annotation, cellular component: nucleus. Gene Ontology annotation, biological process: regulation of DNA-templated transcription. Bases 1 to 882 code for a protein of 293 amino acids. Gene Ontology annotation, molecular function: DNA binding; DNA-binding transcription factor activity, RNA polymerase II-specific. The transcript is spliced from 5 exons. Lineage: Eukaryota; Viridiplantae; Streptophyta; Magnoliopsida; Poales; Poaceae.
AUGGAGGAUCUGUAUAGCAUCCACCCGGGGAUCUCGCGGGUCGGCGGCGCGGCCAGCGAGGCGUCCUCCGGCGUGGGCGUGGACGCCGGGGGGCCCUCGACGUCGGAUCUGACGGAGCUGAUGAAGGCGCAGAUUGCCAGCCACCCGCGGUACCCUACCCUCCUCUCCGCCUACAUCGAAUGCCGUAAGGUUGGGGCGCCUCCGGAGGUGGCGUCGCUGCUGGAGGAGAUCGGCCGGGAGAGGCUCGUAGGCGCCGGGUCGAUCGGCGUUGAUCCCGAGCUCGACGAGUUCAUGGAAUCGUACUGCCGAGUGCUGGUGCGGUACAAAGAGGAGCUGUCGCGGCCGUUCGACGAGGCCGCUUCGUUCCUAAGCAGCAUCCAGACGCAGCUCAGCAACCUCUGCAGCGGCGGCAGCUCACCGGCCGCCACCGCCACUCAUUCCGAUGAGAUGGUGGGGUCUUCUGAUGAUGAACAAUGCUCUGGGGAGACCGAUGUGCUUGACAUAGGGCAAGAGCACACCUCCCGUAUAGCUGACCAUGACCUGAAGGAAAUGCUUCUCAAGAAGUACAGUGGCUGCCUCAGUCGACUACGGUCCGAGUUCCUGAAGAAGAGAAAGAAAGGGAAGCUGCCGAAGGAUGCACGGACAGCUCUCAUGGAUUGGUGGAAUGCGCACUACCGCUGGCCAUAUCCUACGGAAGAAGAUAAGGUGAGGCUCGCAGCGAUGACCGGUCUCGACCCGAAGCAGAUCAACAACUGGUUCAUCAACCAGAGGAAGCGGCACUGGAAGCCGUCCGAGGACAUGCGGUUUGCGCUCAUGGAGGGCGUCACCGGUGGGUCUUCUGGGACGACACUCUACUUCGACACAGGAACAGUUGGACCUUGA